AUGAAGACGAAAGAGAACGAUAUCUUCUCCUUCAACCACUCUCAUCAGACUAUCAAAAUAAAAUGGGCCAAAUCGUUCACCGGUUCGAAAAAUCCUCUGCCUGAGUCAGAAGAGGCAGAGCAAAACCAGUACCAGAAAAUCUUGUAUCCUCCCAACAAGUCUCUCGCUCUUUGGUUCAGGCUUCGUCUUGGGUCCUCUUCUCGAUGGUCUCCUCACGUGUCGAUCUCGUGGUUUACAAAACCAGAGCUAUUCAAAUCGGUCCUCUUCACACCAACAUCUGGGUAACUUGUUCCUCAAGAACCCAUCGUGACUUUUGAAAUCAUUUCACAAAACAUUCUUAUGCAGCUUUUAAAGGCUAUAUUAUAUCUUCAUGUGAGGCUGACCUUAAAGAUCAG
Molecule: messenger RNA, 395 nt
Organism: Brassica oleracea var. oleracea
Lineage: Eukaryota; Viridiplantae; Streptophyta; Magnoliopsida; Brassicales; Brassicaceae
Source: RefSeq, a predicted model, not a curated record